AUGACAUUUCCUACCACCAGCUCCAAGCCUUUCCAGGUGGACCCCAAAGCAGAAGAGAAUCUUUUGCCUCAGGCCCGAGAGACAGGGCUGGUGGUUCCGGAAGGUCAAUCGAAAAAUGCGCCUUCGAUAGCGAAGGACGGGCCCGUGGCUAAACCAUGGGCUCAUUUCGUGGCAGGCGGUAUCGGUGGUAUGACGGCAGCUGCCCUGACCUGUCCCCUGGAUGUCCUGAAGACACGUCUACAAUCCGACUACUACCAAGCACAGUUAAACGCUCUACAUGCGAAACAUCCUUUGCCACAAAAGACCACUCUCCUCUCUCUUCCCCGAAGUGCAUAUUUCCAUCUCGCCGAGACCUUACAAAUCCUACGGUCGAUACACCAGCAUGAAGGGUUCCGGGCGCUUUUCCGCGGCCUAGGCGCGAAUCUGAUCGGCGUUGUCCCGGCACGGAGCAUUAAUUUUUACGUUUAUGGCAAUGGCAAGCGAAUACUGAAUGAUCACUUCAACCCCGAAGGUCGUGAAAAUGUAUGGAGCAUCCACCUUGUGGCGGCAGCCACGGCAGGCAUCCUCACAGGCACCGCCACGAAUCCAAUCUGGUUAGUGAAGACGAGGUUGCAACUGGACAAGAACAAUGCGAGUCACGACCCAAAUCAUGGGCGCCAAUACAAGAACAGCUGGGACUGUAUCAAGCAGACCGUCCGGCACGAAGGCAUCAGGGGACUGUAUCGCGGCUUGACAGCUUCGUAUCUCGGAGUCACGGAAUCGACGCUGCAAUGGGUCAUGUAUGAGCGGAUGAAAUUGUCUCUGGCGAGACGAGAAGCCAAAAGACUAGCCACUCCAGGCUAUCAGCGGACAUGGCUUGACAACACCGAGGAAUGGGCUGGCAAGUUCAGCGCGGCUGCAGGCGCCAAACUUGUCGCUGCUGUUCUUACAUAUCCCCACGAAGUGGUAAGGACGAGAUUAAGACAGGCGCCGACCAUCACCACCGAAACCGGCAAGGUUACGGUCAAAUAUACUGGGCUCGUCCAGUGCUUCAAAGUGGUGGCCAAGGAAGAGGGCAUGGCCGGGUUAUAUGGUGGCAUGACACCGCAUUUGCUGAGGGUCGUACCCAGUGCGGCCAUCAUGUUUGGAAUGUACGAGAUCAUUCUCCGCCUCUUCGGUACGACUCCUUAA
Messenger RNA from Capronia coronata CBS 617.96, 1170 nucleotides. RefSeq lists its product as uncharacterized. Bases 1 to 1170 code for a protein of 389 amino acids. The transcript is spliced from 3 exons. Lineage: Eukaryota; Fungi; Ascomycota; Eurotiomycetes; Chaetothyriales; Herpotrichiellaceae. Gene Ontology annotation, molecular function: pyrimidine nucleotide transmembrane transporter activity. Gene Ontology annotation, biological process: pyrimidine nucleotide import into mitochondrion. Gene Ontology annotation, cellular component: mitochondrion. The record is from RefSeq and is a predicted model, not a curated record.